Molecule: messenger RNA, 867 nt
Organism: Microtus oregoni (creeping vole)
Lineage: Eukaryota; Metazoa; Chordata; Mammalia; Rodentia; Cricetidae
Gene: Tnfrsf17
Product: TNF receptor superfamily member 17
Exons: 3
Coding region: 214-756 (180 amino acids)
Biological process (GO): tumor necrosis factor-mediated signaling pathway
Molecular function (GO): signaling receptor activity
Source: RefSeq, a predicted model, not a curated record
UCCACCCAAGGUUCUUAGAGACAGAGGGCCAGAGAGGUGUUCAAAUCCCUCGCCACAAUACCCGCGGUCCUCAGAGGAACCAACAAGGUGGGGGUCAUUUCUUCCCCCUCAACGUCCCUGACCGCUAUUCACAGGGAACCCUGACUAGGAAUUUGCUUGUCCUCCGGGCUGUUCUGUCUGCUCUUUCCAUUUCUUUCAGUGAUCAAGUCGCACAUGGCUCAGCAGUGCUUCCACAGUGAAUAUUUUGACAGUCUGCUGCAUGCUUGCAAACCUUGCCACCUUCGAUGUUCCAACCCUCCUGUACCCUGUCAGCCUUACUGCAACCCAAGCAUGACCAGCUCGAUGAAAGGGAUACAUAUUGUUCUCUGGACCUUCUUGGGCUUGACCUUGACUGUUUCUCUGGCUCUUUUUACACUCACAUUCUUGCUGAGGAAGAUGAACUCUGACGCACUGAAGGACAAACUUCAAAACCCAGGAUCCGUUCUGCCGGACAUGGCCAAUUCUGACCUGAUGAAGAGCAGGGCUGAUGACGUAAGGAUUUUUCCCCGAAGCCUGGAGUAUACGGUGGAGGAAUGCACCUGUGAGGACUGUGCUGAGAGCAUCCCGAAGGUUGAUUCUGACCACUUCCCACUUCCAGCCAUGGAGGAGGGCGCAACCAUUCUCGUCACCACGAAAACAAGUGACUAUGGCAAGAAUAUGCCAACUGCUUCGGAAAGUGUCACUGGGAUGGAGAAACCAAUUCAUUCUAGAGAAUGAACCUCUGUCUGGUACAGAGCCACUUUGCGAGCCUGUCAGAGGGAGAGAUGAGGCUUUUCAUGUCUUUAGGAUGUUUAUCAGCUGGGAUAUAGCCUAUCGUCCUUUAAUAAA